UAUCGUCGCUGUCCGAUGAAAAACACGUAUCUCCAGUUUUUGCGUUUUUUACUUUUUUUCAUGUGUUGAAUGUGGGAAUGCAUCUCUACCUAUCCAUACAAGUGAAGAUGAAAAUGACCAAUCAAAAGUCUGAAAAAUCGCUCAUCUGUUUUCCGCGUAUCUCCAUUGGCUGCUAGACCUGUCUGUCAAACCGCGUAUCUCCUCCUCCCAACCCCCGCCACCUCUCUCUGUGGACGUGAAGAAAGUUGUUCUCCGGCAGCGUAGCUCAAACACUCAAGACCAGAAAUGUCUCUCUCAUUGAAAGAGCUAUGUGCACUGGUAAAUGUACCGUAUGAUAGGACACUGGAGGAAAAGGUGUUUAGUGAGGAAGAUGAGGAAGACGAGGAAGAGGAUGCACUUUGCCCCAGAAAUAUCUCUGGACAAGAACAGGCCACUGAGGAUGUGCAAGAUCAGGUGGAACAUAAUGAAUCCGAAAAAGACGAUGCACAUUGUUCAAAAAAUAUCUCUGGACAAGAGGAUGCUGCUGAUGGACAAGAUCAAAUGGCACACAAUGGAUCUGAACUAGUGGAUGCACAUUGUUCAAGAAAUAUCUCUGGACAAGAGGAUGCUGCUGAUGGACAAGAUCAAAUGGCACACAAUGGAUCUGAACUAGUGGAGGGCAAUAAAGAAAAUGAUGUAGCUGAGGAGGCUUUAGGUGGAGAGUCUCGCAUGGGAAGACCAAAAAGGCGGACAAACACAGAGACCUGGAAAGUCAACACUCAGAAAAGGAGAAGAAUGAUGGGUCAGUCAUAUCUUGGAAGAAGGCAAAAUGAGGAAGUGACGAGGGAAGAAAGAAAAAUGGGUAGGCCAUGCCAGUCUGUAUUUUGUAGGAAAUCGAAAAAGCUGCACUGUGAAGCAAUACAGGAAGCGGACAGGGAGGCAAUUUUUAAAUACUUCUGGGAAAAAUUAGACUGGAGGGAGAGGAAAAUUUAUGUUGUGUCACUGGUAGAUGUAGGCCCUGUGAGAAGACGACGGACAGGAGAAGAACAGUCAAGGAGGUCAGCAUCCAUUCUGUGUCACCUUAAAGUGGAUGGCAAAAGGACCAGGGUAUGUCAGAGCAUGUUUCUUUCAACACUAGGGAUCAAGCAGUGGUGCUUUCUAAGUUGGGUUGGCCGGAGAGAGCCUGAAAAGAUAAAGAAAACCAGCAUCAGGAAUGAAGAGGUUGAGUUCCUUCAGCAGUUUCUAAAGGACCUUCCUAAGGUUCCAUCUCAUUACUGCAGAUCUUCCUCUACAAAAAUGUACUUGGAACCUCUUUUUAAAUCCAUCAGCCAUCUUCAUUCUGAAUACACCCAUGCUUGUGCAGAAAAUAAUGUCCAGUCUCUUUCAAGACAAGUAUUCAGUAGCAUUUUUAACCAAUUAAAUCUCUCGCUGUUUCACCCCAAGAAAGAUCAGUGCAAUACGUGCUGUUCAUAUAAAGUUGGAAACAUAGAUGCUGGCACAUGGGAAGAACAUUGCAGGAAGAAGGAGUCAGCAAGAGUGAGCAAGCAGGAAGAUAAAAACAAUGCAACUGAGAAAACAAUGGUGGUGUGUAUGGAUCUGCAGGGUUUACUUCUUUGCCCCAAACUUCAAGCCUCAGCACUCUACUAUAAAACCAAGCUUGGUGUCCACAACUUCACAAUGUACAACAUGGCAACCCAUGAUGCUACUAAUUAUUUGUGGCAUGAAGGGGAAGGUGGACUCACAGCUAAUGAAUUUGCUUCAUGUAUCAUCCACUUCCUUGAGGAACACAGCAUGCAUGAUGAAUACAUCUUAUGGAGUGAUGGAUGCAGCUAUCAAAAUCGCAACAUAGUUUUAAGCAAUGCUCUGCUGAAGUUUGCAACUGAGAAGCAAAAGGUCGUUACCCAGAAGUACUUGGAAAAAGGGCAUACACAAAUGGAAUGCGACUCCGUGCACAGCGUGAUAGAGAGAAGACUGAGAGACAGAGACAUCCAUGUUCCAGCCGAGUAUGCCACGGUGAUCAGAGCAGCACGGUCCAAUCCCAGGCCAUACAAUGUGCAAUAUGUCAACCACAGUUUCUUCCAGGACUACAGCAAGCUGAAGCUUUGUAAGUCCAUCCGUCCUGGCAAAAACCCUGGAGAAUCAACUGUGUUUGACCUCCGGGCUAUCAGGUAUGCUCCAUGACAUAGAUUCUCAUCUGUCUCACUCUAGUACGCUCAAUUAUGUCUCAUUGAGUUGCACAAACAUAAAUAAAAAAUUAACAAAACAGACAUUCGCGAUUAAGAUAAUGGCAGUUCUUAUCACCACCCGACUGAUAUAUCCCUGGUAUCAUUACUGGUUAUAUUAAACUGUUGUUAUACUUACCUUAGCACUUUGAAUGACCGUUGUGUAUGAAAGGUGCUAUAUAAAUAAACUUGCCUUGCCUUAGAUGCUUACCUGUUAUACUUACCAUAGAUGCUUACCUGUUAUACUUACCUGUUAAACUUACCAUAGAUGCUUACCUGUUAUACUUACCAUAGAUGCUUACCUGUUAUACGUACCUGUUAUACUUACCUUAGAUGCUUACCUGUUAUACUUACCUGUUAUAAAUUUGCACACUUUUUGUGUUUUUUACCAUUUGCUCUCUUCCCUCUGUUUUCCUUUGAUC
Messenger RNA from Astyanax mexicanus (Mexican tetra), 2623 nucleotides. RefSeq lists its product as uncharacterized. The transcript has 6 exons. NCBI's taxonomy places the organism in Eukaryota, Metazoa, Chordata, Actinopteri, Characiformes, Acestrorhamphidae. Bases 286 to 2160 code for a protein of 624 amino acids. The record is from RefSeq and is a predicted model, not a curated record.